Messenger RNA from Durio zibethinus, 1041 nucleotides. RefSeq names its product putative protein phosphatase 2C 39. Gene Ontology annotation, molecular function: protein serine/threonine phosphatase activity. Gene Ontology annotation, biological process: protein dephosphorylation. The record is from RefSeq and is a predicted model, not a curated record. NCBI's taxonomy places the organism in Eukaryota, Viridiplantae, Streptophyta, Magnoliopsida, Malvales, Malvaceae.
AUGGGGUUCUUUCUUGUUUGUAUCACUGUCAAUCUACACCUUAUCUCUACUGUGUGCUCAACUGCUUAUAUUGAUUCACUGCAGGAAAAAGUACAAGAAAAAGUGAGCUUAAGCUCUUCCACAGCUGAAUCUGGAAAAGGGAAAAGUAAGACAUCAAAGAAAAUAACUCAUGGUUAUCAUUUAAUGAAGGGGAAAGCACAUCGUCCCAUGGAAGACUUUGUUGUUGCAGAAUUUAAGAAAGCUGGUGAAAGUGAGCUUGGUUUAUUUGCUAUAUUUGAUGGUCACCUAAGCCAUAUUAUUCCUGAUUAUUUGAAGUCACAUUUGUUUGAUAAUAUCUUGAAUGAGCCUGAAUUUUGGACAAAGCCAGAGAAUGCAAUUAGGAAAGCAUAUCGUAUAACGGAUACAAAUAUAUUGGAAAAGGCAGUUGAUUUGGGCAAAGGGGGUUCAACAGCAGUCACAGCAAUAUUAAUAAACUGCCAGAAGCUAGUAAAAGCUAAUGUUGGUGAUUCUCGGGCUGUUAUCUCUAAGAAUGGUGAGGCUAAACAGCUUUCAGUUGAUCAUGAGCCCAUCAUGGAAAAGGAGAGCAUAGAAAAUAGAGGUGGCUUUGUGUCAAACUGUCCAGGGGAUGUUGCACGGGUUGAUGGGCAGUUGGCAGUGGCAAGGGCAUUUGGUGACAAGAAUUUAAAGGAACAACUUAGUUCAAAGCCAGACGUGGCCGUAGAGAUGAUUGAUGAUGAUACAGACUUAAUAAUAUUGGCAAGUGAUGGUUUAUGGAAGGUAAUGACAAACCAAGAAGCUGUCGAUGCUAUCAGGAACAUUAAGGAUGCUCGAUCUGCAGCAAAGCGCCUAUCUGAGGAGGCUGUUAAGAGGAACAGUGCAGAUGACAUUUCCUGCAUUGUUGUAAGAUUUUAGUGAUCUUAAGUGUUGCAAUUGUCCUGCUUUCAAAUGAUGUGCAAGCACCUUUGUUAUGUUAAUAGAAUUUGCGACAUCAGAAGCUAUCUAUACAUAAGCAAAAUGUACUGAAGCUGUCUAAUGAACAAA